Messenger RNA from Fusarium pseudograminearum CS3096, 459 nucleotides. RefSeq lists its product as uncharacterized. The record is from RefSeq and is a predicted model, not a curated record. Lineage: Eukaryota; Fungi; Ascomycota; Sordariomycetes; Hypocreales; Nectriaceae. Bases 1 to 459 code for a protein of 152 amino acids. The transcript has 4 exons.
AUGGGCACCAAAUCUCUCAGUGUUCUUGGUAACGAUGGGGCUGGCAAGAAAGCCCUGAUCGGCAGCCUUAUCUAUAAGUGCGGGCUUGAGCUUCCCCAAUUGCAGCAGCUGGAAAGUGAGGGGAUUAGUCAGUAUGAGAAAAUUGUACCAUUCUUCGAGAAAAACGGACUUGCUCAGUCUUUUUAUGCCCCUUCUGGAGCUUUUACUGUUCAGAAAAGCCAGACGCCAGAUGUUGCUUUCUGGGUUGUCGACGCUUCCGAUUUAUCUAGCUGGGGUUCAUCUGCCGAGAAACUCUCAGCUGCGUUGUCGAGUGGUGUGCUCAACCCACGGGAGAAACUCAUCAUUAUAGUAAAUAAGAUGGACUCAGUCAACUGGUCCGAGCAGACAUUCAAAGACGUCGUGGGCGCAUUCAGUUCGGUCAAUAUGAACAAGUAUGGGAACAUCUCCUCGUCAAAGUAA